Molecule: messenger RNA, 1280 nt
Organism: Sinocyclocheilus grahami
Lineage: Eukaryota; Metazoa; Chordata; Actinopteri; Cypriniformes; Cyprinidae
Exons: 4
Coding region: 182-1126 (314 amino acids)
Source: RefSeq, a predicted model, not a curated record
UCUAUCUUUUGUUGACAUGCUAAUAUGCUUCACUCUUCACUUUCUGAACAUUAUAAAUACAUGAAAUUUCCUCUAACAUUAAAAUGUUACAAUGAUACAUCAAGUACUUGUCGAAUCUAUCAGAAAAAAUUUUUUUGCCCCGGCAAAUUACACAGGAAGCACCUGCACAAAGAGAACCUAAAUGUUGCAAUUCACAGCUUGGCAUGAGAAAUUCAAUUUGUUGCUGGUCUUUGUUUUUUUAGCUUUUGGCGAUGCAGCAGUGAAUCACACUACAACUUUAUUUGUCAAUCAUGGACAGCCUGCCAUAAUCAGAUGCAACUACAGCCGAACAAAUGACACAGAAAGCAUGACAGCAGUUCUGCAAACAUUAAAUCUUGCACUGUGUUCAUAUUACUUCUAUGACAAUACAUGGAAAAAACUAGGUUGUAAAGAUCCUGUCAGAUUCACAUGGAUUCCAGAGACUAAGGAAAUAACAUUUGAACUCUUAAAUCUCCAAAUUCAGGAUACCGGCACAUACACCUGUACUGUGAAGAGGAUUGUAAAACCACCUCAAGUGGAUCUCGGAGUUCAAAGAGUUCAAGUUAUUGUGCGUCCCAUCUUGUCGCUGUCCUGUGUGAAGAGGCCUGAUGGAUCUCCCAUGAUUCUGUGCUCUGUGGAAUUUUACCCUGAGUCUCUUAAACAGUUGUGGAUCAGAGAUGGAGACGUCCUCAACAGCUCAUACUCAAACAAAUCAUUCAAUGGAUCCUUCAGUCAGCAAUCAUACCUUAAAUUGCCACCACAAACCUUCAAUGAGACAAUCUACUCCUGCUGGGUAAACCACCCGUCCUUAGACAAACCACUCAUGGCCAAUUUAUCGAGCUCUGUCUGCUAUGAAAGUGAGGGUGUAACUGUGAUUGUGACAGUAGUGUUUGUCAUGUUGACAGUGGCGUUGACUGUCUUUUUGAUCACUGUAGACAUAUGCAAACAUUACAGAAGAACACAUCAGCAGUCUGUGUCUCCUGUAGGAGUGAGUGUCACACCUGAGCCUGUCCUCCAUGAUCCCCUGCAGUCUGAGAUACUGUACUCAACACUGGGUGACCAUCAUCCAGUCCCUUGCGGCCCUGCUGUUGUCCGCUUAUUUGCAUAAUAAACACUGAAUGAGCAAAUCUUACAAUGUUAGAUUUGUGUAUAUCUCAUUGGUAUCACAGUGGUACAACAACAGUUAGUUAUGGGGCUGGUUGCAUAAACUGCUGAGACUAGUCUCAAAGGGCACCUAUUAUGCAAAAUCCACUUUUACAUGG